AUGGCUCCAAAGCGUAUCUCAACCAAAAAGUACAAAUGCUACUGUCCAGUAUGCAGAAUUAAAGCAGGAGGAUAUAAUACCAUAUCUGCCCAAACACUUAAACGUCAUAAGAGAGAUGAACAAAUUGCAAUCAGAGUGCAAACCAAUAGACAUAGGGAAAAAAAUAUGUUUUUAUUUUUAAUAUGGGAGCAAGAACUGAAUGACAGCGAAGAAGAGGUAGAAAUAACUGCUCGGACAAGGGACUUACCUCUUUCUGAAUCCGAUGCCAUACUUGGUGUUGAAGGUAACGAGUAUGCAGCAAACGAUGAUUCUGAAGGUGACAUGAGUGAUGAUGAAGAAAUAAGGAAAAAAAAAUCUUUCAAGUCUAUCUCGGAAUUGGGUUUCAGCCACCGUUUCAUUGCAAUCGUUGUUGACUUAUUCGUAUCAUUGUAUGCUAUUGACAAAGGCGCAGUAAUUUUGAUUUCCAUUGUCAACAAGAUUCUCGAAUUCUUUAACGAUUCAUUUCGUCUCCCGUUGAGCAUUUCUAGGCUCAGCAACUUGCAGGAUUCGGAAGUUCAACAAAAGGAAUCAAGAAAUACACUACCUGCGGUGAAUGUCAUACGAUAUACAGUUGUGUUUAGAAACUGGGUGUUAUUCGUCAAGGCAUAUCGAAUCUUAGUUAUGCCAAAUGUCUGUGAAAGUGACAUUGCCUCGACCCACAAGUAUCUCGAGAAGUUUUGCCAAAAGUGUGAGACACUAUACAACUUGGAUCUAAUCUCUCCAAACAUGCACUUACACCUCCACCUGCAAGACACCAUUUGCGACUUUGGACCUGUAUACGGUUACUGGUUGUUAAGUUUUGAACGAUAUAACAGUAUCCUGAAAAACAUAAAGUCCAACAGGAAAACUGGAUUCGAGUUAACAUAUGCAAGGCAAUUCGUUGAGGAUGUUCAUAAACAAUAUAUAAUCAGCCGCAUUAUGGAAUCUACCGAUACUCGCGCAUACAUGGAUAUCUUUCAAAAAAUCACAAAACAACAACAAAAAAUAGCAUCAACAAUAACCUCAUACUCCAUUUUCUUCUCACUCGCCAACUUUAUCACUGCCACGCUGGACGUAUCGAAGUCGAUUAAAGGCAACGAACCUCUCCCACCAACUACAUUUCCUUUGGCAAAGAAGCAUAUGUCAUCAAUGUCAACACCAAAGUACAACUCCCUUGUUGAGUACUACCAGGUUGCAUACAACGACGGAAUGAUAUCUAGUUGCAAGAAUUGCAUGACUAGUUCUUCAUUUGUAAAUCAUCGUAUCGAGAUAUUGGAGUCUAUUAACAUAUUAGGGCAAGUUUACAAGGGAUUUAAUGGCAAAGGACGUGGUUCCUACAUACAAGCUUUGUUUGAGGAAAAUCGCACGAAUGCCCGUUAUGGUUACAUUAGGGAGAUUCAGUACAUUUUUGUGCACACCUUCUCCCCAUCAACUAGCUACAGCAACCAACAUACUUUUGCUUUCGUCAGAUGGUUUAAAACAACAUCAGAUACGCGCAGAUGA
Molecule: messenger RNA, 1521 nt
Organism: Phycomyces blakesleeanus NRRL 1555(-)
Lineage: Eukaryota; Fungi; Mucoromycota; Mucoromycetes; Mucorales; Phycomycetaceae
Exons: 5
Coding region: 1-1521 (506 amino acids)
Source: RefSeq, a predicted model, not a curated record